GGACUUCUGCGUGCAGGCCCUCCCCGGACUCCCACCCAGUGGGAGAGAGCAAGGGGCUGGACGGUGUGAUGGAGCUGCUGCUGGACCACCUUGGGAUGGGCAGGUGGUCCUUGCUACACAUCAGCGCUGGCAUGCUUGGACAAGCCCUCGGCUCGAUGCAAGCCCUAUCUGGGGCGUUCAUGGCACCUAUGCUGAACUACACUUGCAGGCUGCCGACCCUCGCCAGCCCACUCCACAACAUGUCCGUCCCUCCAGAAACCUUCCACCGCAUUCCCGGAGAUGAGUGUUCCUUCAUAGUGAAUGGAUUGCAUGGGGAGGAGCAGCGGCCUUGCACCGAGUGGGAUUUUGACAACAGCAGCUUCGCCUCCACCAUCACUUCAGAGUUCUUGCUGGUGUGUGGGCGAACCUAUUUGGCCCCCCUCCACCAAUCACUCUACAUGAUUGGCAGUAGCAUUGGCGCCAUCUUCGGCGGCAUCCUGUCAGACAAGUUUGGGCGACGGCUGAUCAUAAUCCUCGGCCUUACAUUGUUCCUGAUGAUUGCUGCCUGUUCCAGUUGGCUGCCAAACCUUUCUCUUAUCUUCAUUGCUCGGUUUUGUAUUGGCUUCAUCUACGUGACGUACAUACAGAGUGUAUAUGUCAUAGUGAUGGAGACAGUACCAUCAUGGAUGAGGGCCACAAUGGGCAUCUUGGUGGCAGUGGGAUGGGCAUUGUUCACCAUAGUUUUUGGAGGUCUUGGUUAUAUGUUGCGGGAGUGGAGAGAACUGCAGAUGGUGUCGUCACUCCCUUUCCUUCUUGUCGUCCCAUUGUUACUGCUUUUGGAUGAGUCCCCACAUUGGCUGAUGGUGCAAGGAAAGGAAGAGGCAGUCCUUAAGGUGGUGACUCGAGCAGCAGCCCUGCAUAAAGUUGAUCUUCCUUCUGAUUCUGUUGAUAAAUUAAUGAAGGAAAUAAAUAGCAUGAAAAAAAAUAAGACCAAAGAAAACCAGACUCAAGUAUGGCAACAGCUGAAGAACAAAGUAUUACGUAUGUUGGUGCUUUUCAGAACCCCACAGCUGAGAUGUCGCACUCUGGUGAUGUGUUUUGAUUUCUUCACGGCAUCAGUAGUAUUCUUCAGCCUUUGCUUAGGAGCUGUUAACUUGAGUGCUGAUCCAUAUAUUUACAUGGCUUUGAGUGGACUAGUUGAGAUCCCAUCCUACUUUUUGAUGGGACCACUAGUGGCACGUAUGGGAAGGAAGGGACCCGCCAUUGGCAGCUUUCUCUUCGCAGGGAUUACCAUUUUAGUUCUUCCUGCCAUUCCUUCUGGCCUGUGGCAGGUGAACAUGGCGAUGGCUUUGCUGAGUAAGAUGGCCAUCAGUGGUGUGCUCAUCGAACUCUUUCUUUACUCCUCAGAGAUCUUCCCUACAGAAAUACGCAUCCAAGGUCUUGGCACUGGAAUGUUUCUUUCUCGUGUGGGGAGCAUAAUAAGCCCGUUCUUCAAUGAUCUUCUAGUGCCUCUGUUCCCAAUGGCAAUGCCACUAGGGGUUGGAGGGAUGUGCAUCAUAGCCGGCCUUUUAACACUCCUGCUUCCAGAAACCAAAGGAGCAAAGCUGCCAGAUCUGAUUGAAGAGGUGGAAGGUAAAUGAUGCACAAAAUAUUGUUGGUGCUUCUGUAUAAGCAAACUGUAAGAGAAAUCUCUCACAGGACCCACCAGGCCCAAAGUCUGGCAUCACAGCACAGAGCAAAAAUGGGAGAGUAAUAAUGGUUGUCUGAAAAGGAACAAUUAGCAUAAUUAGCAGUUCAAUGCAAUACUAACACAGAGCCUUGAUCUCUACACAGUACAUCAUAUAAUCUCAGAAGUCGAAAUACUUAGGAUAAUUUAAUAAGAUAUGCAUAAUGGGAUGGGGUCCAGGGCAGAAAAAUAUUCCUAAUAUAGUACUCUUGCUUUUUUCACUCUGCUUCUCUUGAAGUGUAAUUUUUUGGGCAUAAAGAACAUUUUUUUCAUACCUAUACAUCCUUUUUAGGUCAGCUUAUAUGCUUUCCAGCUGCCUUAACUACUUUUUAACUUUACAGAACUGCAGAGCUCAAGUAAAAAUAUUUGGCACAGUGUUGAAAGUACCAAGACAUUAUGGUGAAUUUUGUUUAUUGUAUUUUCAGGAGAAAUAUGUGAGACAUAAAUUUACAAUACCUACAUGACAGGGUAGUCUUGAUGUUCCUGCCUGGUCUGUUGGAAACAUGCAGGUAUACACCUAGGCUAGUUCAGUGUCUCCUACUGCAUGUAAGCCUGUUUGAAUUCAUUCAGGUAGUCAACCUGAUUUCAUGUGAAUCUGGCAUCUGCUGAUCAAAACCACACAUAUAGAAUAAUUGAUCAACUUCUUUAGGAUUCAGUAUAGUUUCUUUAGCAUUUAUAUAUUGUUCAUCUCCAGAACAAUCAGAUAUCUGGGCCAUUUUUGCUUCUGGUUCUGACUACUAGUAGAGGCCAUGGCAAUCAAAGCCAUGAAAUCCAGUCAUAACUGCAUUAAUUCAAGCAGCAUAUCCAGCAGAGUUAAGAAAUCUAGAACCAGCAUUCAUGGAUACCGAGUUCCAGAAGGGAGCACCAUGAUGCCACACAGGCUCUGCAACAUUGCCUUGAAAAUACAAAGAGUAAACAAAGCUACCAUAUCUGGGCAUUUUUACCUAUGCUGAAUUGUGCAAAUACUUUUUGAGCACUAUAGUGUGAUCAAAAUGUUUCAGGUGUAUGCAUUAAAAAAAAAAAAAAAAAAGGCCACAACAUUACACAAUACUUUAGUUUUGAGGCAUUAUUAAUAUUUUACUGGUAUUGUGAUAUUCAACUAAUCUUCAGACUCAGAGGAGGUAUUGUGUAAUGGUGGUGAUGGUGCUUGACAGUAAUGUCAGCUAUGCAGCCUCCUGCAUACAGAGGUGUUCAAGUUGUAAGUGAGAUACAUUCCAGCAAACAAUGUAAUGGUUACUUGACACUAAGAGAGAGAGAGAGAGAGAGAGAGAGAGAGAAAAUUACCUUAUGUGUGAUAUGAUACUACUGAGUAGUGACAGGCUUGAGUCUUCUGCCAAAUGCAAGACAAAUAUACCAGACGUACGAUGCCUCUCUCUCUCUCUCUCUCCUUUUCGGGUUAUACACACCUUUAUUCAUACAAUUGAAAUGACUUUUGGAAAGCAUAAGACAGAUUCGUUUGCCUAUUUGUGGACUUAGGAGUGGGUCCUGUAGGUGUAACUCCAAGUUAUAAGAUUCUCUUGCACAUAUUUUUUCCUUUUUCCCUCUCCUCGGGUUAUACACGCCUUUAUUCAUAUAAUUUAUUAAGAUGGCUGGCUGAAAGCAUAAGACAGGUAUGUUUACUCAUUCAUGGAUUUAAUGUAAUGGAGCAGGUUUUCUACACCAUGCUGCACUCCUACUUCUAUGCCUCUCAGAGGCCAACUGGCAGAGGUCUGUCUGUAUGCUGUGGAAUCUCAAGCCAGACUCACUGUGGUGCAGUAUGAUAAGUUUUUAAAUUAAAUUUGAAUUUUAAACUAGUGUCUUGAAAUAAACUGCAAUGGGCCUGUGUCCUGGGACAGUGGGCGGUCCUUCACUAUGCUGUGCUGUGUGGGUAGUGGCGAAGUGAUGUACUAGUUAUAUAUGGCACAUAGUAUCAAAUUUGAAAUUUUAGUUAGCAUAGGCAACAAUAUCAAUAGCACAUUUUCAUCUUGCGAGUAGACAGACUGCUUGUAUCUCUCAUCAUUCGUAACUCAUUACUGCAUAACUUGGACACCCUCUAUUUUCUUUGUAAUUUCUUGUGAUACACUUGUCAUAUAAUUCCUUUAAGCUCUUGCACCUCACUUUAGCUCCUAGUUUAGACACUGAAGGUUAUAUAGUAUCAAAAGAUAGACAGAGCAAGAAAACUAGCAAUCCUCAUACUCUAUUUUUAUUCAUACCAUGAGACAAGGUAUGUCAUGUCUUUAAUUAACCCUCUCAUGUGUUGGAUGCACAUGCAUGGAUAAAAUGUCUACAUGCGAAACUGCACUGACGCACAAAUAUUUAAAAAAAAAGCUAACUCAUUAAAAAUACAUUUUCUAGUGUAAGUGCAUCAGUUUUUGGUGAGCCAAAGAUGAUAAGUGCAUCAAUUUUAGGUGAGUCAGAGAUGAGCAUAAGCUUCACUAAAGUAAUGAAUUGGCAACACUGUUGCUUCCCAUAAUAGGCUGACUGUUAGAAAAUUUGUCAGUCUUCCCCCAUGACUCAGGCUGUCUGAUGGUAAUCUGAGAUGAAUGCUGAUUACAGUUUUCCUAUAUUUUCUUAAGAUCUAAUUAACAUAUCACCAUGCCAAUAAUACCGUUAUAAAGCUCAAAAAGAUGGUUUAAGUGGUGUAGUGCAGAGAAUAUUCACUGGGUAAGUUCAUAAAAAAUUGGUUUAGGUGAUGUGUAGUGCAGAGAAUGUUCACAGGAUAAGUUCUAAGGUAUGAAGUUGUGAACAUCUUUUUCUUGUUUUGUAUUUACAAUGAUCCCAUAAAUAUUAACUAAAAAGUAAUUUCACUGUCCACAGGAUAAGUUCUGAGCUAUGAAGUUGUGAACAUCUUUUCUUGUUUUGUAUUUAUGAUGAUCCCAUAAAUAUUAACUAAAAAACUAAUUUCAUUAUUUUUUCCUCAAAAAUAAAUACAAAAAAAAAGUUCACAACCUUGUGGCUCAUAACUUUUACCAUGAACAUUCUGUGCACUACACAUCACCUAAACCACCUUUUUAUAAGCUUUUUAAUGGUACUAUUGGCAUAGUGCAUGACAGCAUUAAGAGUCAAGCCAAGCCAUUAUAUUUUUGUCCUGAUCUCAUUCUUUCCAGAAGCUCACACCCACACCAAACACUCCCUCAUAGCUUGUUCCAGUGUAUAGUUUGUACUAGCAUUGUGCCUUGAUGAAAUAAGCAGAAUUAGUAUUAACACCCCCUUCCCCUCAAAAAAAAAAAAAAAAAAAAGGCAACUGAAAAUAAAUACAUAUAAAAAAAAACAGCCUGCACUAAAAAAAAAAAAAAAAGCCUAAGUGGGUUUUUUUUUUAAAUAUUUUACAUCUAAUUUUUGUUUUAUAUCAUAUUGAUAAAUAAGGUCUAUAUAUGUACAGAUGGCUCCCUACUUGAUGAAGCAGCUUUCCUAUCUGUAUUUCUAACAAAAGCAACACUUAAUUUUUUCAUGGCACCUGUCAUUGGCUAGAGCUGCCUUUGAUGUGAAUCUUGGGCCUGCCUUCUCCCCUUCCACAUCCAUGUUCCCUUCCCUCUCUCCAUUCACCAUGCUUCUCAUAUCUCCUUUAUAUAUAUAUAUAUAUAUAUAUAUAUAUAUAUAUAUAUAUAUAUAUAUAUAUAUAUAUAUAUAUAUAUAUAUAUAUAUAUACAUACAGAGAGAGAGAGAGAGAGAGAGAGAGAGAGAGAGAGAGAGAGAGAGAGAGAGAGAGAGAGAGUUCAGGGGUAGGGGUUAGAUCAAGGAAAUUGGGAGGCAGUAUGAGAAAUGUAGAAACAAGAGGGAGUGGGGAUAGGAAGGCAGACAUGGAGUGGGAUUGAGAAAGGUGUGGCUUAAUUGGCAUGUCAUGAGUUCUGGCCUAUGAUAUUUACUUAUUAAAAUCCCUUGAGUUGACUUGUGGCUUUAGCUAAAAAUAAGGGUAGGAAGGCUGUUUCAUCAAGUACAAAGCCAUCUGUAUGUAUACAUAUUAUAUGUAAAAGUAGUCAAGCCUGAAUAUAAGUUAGCACAGACUUUGUCCAACUGGACCAACCUGUAUCAACAUGACCUAAACAAGUGCCUGUCCUUCAGAUAACACUUUUAACCUUUUGUAUUGUUUUUUUAAUUGCAUAUUUAAACUGAUUUACAUAUAAAUGGGGAAUAAAAAAAAACAUUAAAACCCAUUAAUUUUUUACAUUUUUUAUUUAUUUAUUUAUUUUUAUUUUAUUUUUUGUGACCUGGGUUUUUCCCAACCCUGGAAAUAAGAGACCUAUUUUCCUCAGGGAAAAAAAAACAACUACUUGCUUAAAAAAAAAGUUCCAAUCUCAUAGCUGCCUUGAAAGAGCACAUAGGGACUGCUACAGUGCCAAUAUUCUUCCCUGUUGUAGAAUGUAUAGCAGUAAUGUAAAUAUAUGAAGUAUUAAUAAUAAAUGUUCACAAGGAAACUAUUGGUGUUGCAUAAUAACAGGAUAAAACAAAUCAGUCAAGGGAGUGCAGUCUGCCAUGGAGGUGCCAGUGCUACUGUGAGAGUCCGUCUGUUCAAUAUUUCCUUUCCACAGGUCAUUUCCGUAACCAGUAGUAAAUCUAUAAUAUAAAAAGACUUUGAAUUGAAAGGACCUCAGGUAAAGGAGUGCCAAUAGCUACAACUCACAGUGAUGAGUGCUUUGAUUACCUAAGCCUUUCACUGUCAUAUAUUUUUCCUGUAUUUAGACACAUUAUUGUUCUAGAAAAUACACUAAUUAAGUCCUGUAGCCUGAAAAUACAAUAAUAAUUCAUCUCUUAUUCUUCCUUUUCCCAAUUUGAUCAAGCAAACUGUAUUUUUCCACUACUCUGAAUGUUACUGAAGGAUAAUCAUAGCAGUAAAAGGGUUAACCUGCUUUGUGAUCUUUGUAUUCUCUUGUCUUCACAAUAUUCUCAGUCCACUCAACCUUGCCAUACCAACAGUUGCUUUUCAUAAUUUUCUUGUCCUAAAUAUGUAGCUUAAAUGAAGGAUACAUCUCUGACUAUGGUACAUAUUGUAAGGCAUUAAAUAUAGUGAUAUAAGGAGAAAAGUUGCAGUUACGUAGAAACAGGCCACAACAGACAUUGCAAUCCUCAUGAGGACUACUAAGGUGAUAGUAGAAGAAAAGGACAGCAAAGCAGAAGGCAAUCUUCCCACCCCCCCACUCCCUCAGGCAUAAGCGGUUGGAAAUAAAUACUUAACGGUUAGAGAAGGAAACCCCAAAAGAAAUUUUAUAGGAAAGAUUGAAAAAUAGAUUAAAUGAGGUGCCCCCAUUUCUUGGAGGCAAGGAAGUUAAUCUAACAAACAAAUGCUGUUAGCUGUGUUUUAGAGGCAAAAUAUUUAUCAAGACAGUAUUUAAAAGUCUCUAUGGUGGUGCAGUCUAUCAUGUCUCAAGGAAGCCCAUUCCAUAGAUUAACUACAAGAUGGAAAAAAUGUUUUUUUGAUUCACAAGAGUUGAAGGAUUUCCCAACAAUUUUGCAAUUGUUUCCUUGCAUGUAAUUUGAAAAAUCUAUUGUGAAAUAUUUACUGCAGUCUAUGUCAUCAGUGUCUCUGAUGAUUUUAAACACCUUUAUUAAGUCACCUCUUAGUCUUCUUUGUUAAUGAGAACAGAUUUGAUUCUUUAAGAUGCUCUUUAUAUGAUUUAUUUCUUAGGCUUGAACUCUAUGCUCUACUCUACCCUCUUUGCUGAACUUGUUCUAAUUUAUGUCUUUCUGGUAAUAGGGGCACCAUGCUUGAAUGCAAUAUUCCAAAAAGGGGUGGACUAGAGUUAUAAAAAGUGAGGAUUGUAUCCUUAGAUUUAUAUUCAUAAGAUCUGUGGAUCAAGCCAAUUAUUUUGUUUGCCUUCUUUACAACUUCUGAACAUUGUUGGCUAGAUUUUUUGGCUACUUGAUAUUGUUACUCCUAAAUCAAUUUUGCAGUCUACACCUUUAAGUUGGGUACCAUUCAAAAUAUACUUUGUUUUCUCUUUUCGAUACCCUAUGUGAAGUACUUUACACUUACCUGCUCUAAAACUCAUUUGCUGGGUUUGUCCCCCAACUCUAACAAUUUGUCAAGAUUAUUCUGCAUUUCUGUUACUUGUUCAUUAGAGACUACAGAAUUUGCUUUUUGUGUCAUCAGUAAACUUUCAUAUUAUACUGGUAACACCCUCAUCUGUAUCAUGUAUAUAAACAAGGAAGAGAACAGGUCCUAAGGUUGAUUCCUGCAGCACGCUACUGGUUAUGUUAGUCCACUUGGAUGCUUUUCCAUUUAUUACUAUUCUUUGUUUAUAGUUGUUUAGCCAAUUUUUUACCCAUCUCAACAUGUCACCUUGAACACUUUGUCAGAGGUCUUUUGAAAAUCAAGAUAUAUUAUAUCUACCACUUUACUUUCAUCAUACUGGUUCAGAAUAUUCUAGAAGUGUAAGAGGUUCAUCAAACAAGAGCAUUUGUUUUCUCUAAGGGCCAAUUUCACAGUUGCUUGGUAACAUUCCCAAGAAAGAGCCUUACCAACUUGGUAAUAGACAUUACCUACACGUCAAUGCAAUUUCACAGUCGUUUUCAUGGCUUUCAGUGAUCUCCAACCUGGUAAUGAUCUUAAGAAAAUGAAUAUAUCUGAUUCAUUAAUGCUGGUACACCGGAGCUCCCUUAUUAGACAAAAUAAGUCAAUUCAUGACAAAAGAACUGACCAUGCCAGCACUAAAAGAGAGAAAAGCAUGGAAAAUUGAAAUACAUCACUGGUGCCUUCAACACGCCAUAUCCAUCCACUACAAACAUGGUUACAUUUUGUGAUUUAAAUUCUUUCCUUUGAAUAUCUGCCUAACAUUUGCCAAACUCUGUGUAUGCCAACCAGGCACAUAAUAAAUAAUUUCUCUCUUCCUCAAUGCUGUACACAUACAUUGUUAGAUUGAAAUAUUUCAGGUUUCAUGGAAAUAGCCCUAGCCUACUAAUUUUGAGACUGAUUAUUCUCAGCAACAUAUUAUUUUACAUAUAUGUUGGAAGCCAAUGUAAGACACCCAAAGAAAUUUUAAAGCUUUAUCAGACAAGAGAGUGAUUACCUCAGUGCACCUUUUGCUGUGUUUGAUUAACCUCUUUGCUUUACACUGUAACUAUGAGUAUCUAUUACUGUAUGAUUUUAAUCUGUUAUGGGUGUCCCUCUUGGCAUGCAGGCAUUCAGCUAUCUGUAUGUUCCACCAUUUAGGCUUAACUUUUUGAGUGGGACAACAAUUUUUUCAUAGGCACAUUCUUGCACAACUUUUAAAUAUUUAUCAGUGCAAAAUUUCCAUUGUGCAUUAAUAUCGGUGGUGAUACAUAUGUAACUCCAAUUAAUUUGAUUAAGCACUGAUCUGUUUACAAAAAUUUGCUUUUCUGUAGUCAGGGACUUUGCUUUUAUUUGACUCAUCAGCCAAGAAGUUUAAAACAAAGGUGAUUGCACAGUGGUUGCUAUUACUGAACUCCUCACCAGCAUUCAGAUUUCCUAUUAGUUCAUCUUUUGUAGCAAGCAUGAGGUUGAGCACUUGAUUUUUGCAUGUCAAGUUUUGUACAAAUUGAGUAAGUGAACUUUCUCUAAAGUUAUUAUGCAGAUCAUGGCCAUGAUGCGAGAUGAGUGGUUUGCCCCACUUCGUCACCAGUAGAUUAAAGUCACCUAGGAUUACUGUGUCGUGUGUGUCACUUAUCUCACUAAUUUGUUCGUAAAUGUCGCAGUUGGUUUAGACUGGCUGGGUUGGAGGUCCAUAUUUAAGAGCUGUUAAAAGUUUCAUGCCAUAAGUAUUUUUUAAUAAUAUAAAUAUAGCAUCUAUGUUUACAACAAGGUGUUUUGAUAAUAGUACUGGGUUAAGACUGGUUUUGAUGUAAAAUAAGAUGACACUUCCAUUUUUCUGUACUCUACUUUUUUCAAAUGUUGUGUAACCGGGAAUUUUAUAUUUAGCCGAAUAGUCCCUAGCUUCUACAUUUAGCCAUGAUUCUAUUAUGCCAAUUAUACUGUAGUUUUCUGAGAACACUAAAAUAGAAUAGUAACUGUGAGAUUCAUUAGAUUAUAUGUAGCUGUGAUUAUCCUUGUGAUUCUUUUGUUUUUAGUUUGCUAUGCUGUAGCAGAAAACUACUUUUUAGUCAACUAUUUUAACAAGGAGCUCAAGCCAAAAAAGUUCAGUUUGUAAAGCUUAUGUUGCAAAUUGGCAAUAAAGUUAUCUAUCUA
Molecule: messenger RNA, 9824 nt
Organism: Scylla paramamosain (green mud crab)
Lineage: Eukaryota; Metazoa; Arthropoda; Malacostraca; Decapoda; Portunidae
Product: organic cation transporter protein-like
Exons: 13
Coding region: 69-1619 (516 amino acids)
Biological process (GO): transmembrane transport
Cellular component (GO): membrane
Molecular function (GO): transmembrane transporter activity
Source: RefSeq, a predicted model, not a curated record